Molecule: messenger RNA, 1155 nt
Organism: Lobosporangium transversale
Lineage: Eukaryota; Fungi; Mortierellomycota; Mortierellomycetes; Mortierellales; Mortierellaceae
Product: putative two-component sensor histidine kinase/response regulator hybrid protein
Exons: 1
Biological process (GO): signal transduction
Cellular component (GO): membrane
Source: RefSeq, a predicted model, not a curated record
CACAUGGCCGCCAACCUCACAGCGCAGGUCAGAGAUAUUGCAAGUGUUAGUAAAGCUGUCGCAAAAGGUGAUCUGUCCAAGAAGAUUUCUGUUGAAGUCAAGGGAGAGAUGGGAGACUUGAAGCACACAAUCAACACCAUGGUAGAUCAACUGCAGGAGUUUGCCACAGAAGUAUCCCGCGUGAGUCUGGAAGUAGGUACAGAAGGAAAACUCGGUGGUCAGGCCCACGUUAAAGAUGUCAGCGGAACGUGGAAAGAACUCACGGACAAUGUCAACUUGAUGGCUUCGAAUCUCACAGGCCAUAUUCGAGAUAUCGCCACAGUCUGUAAAGCCGUCGCAUGCGGAGAUUUGACGAAGAAAGUUAGUGUCCCUGUCCAGGGAGAAAUACUUGAACUGAAGGAGACUAUGAAUACCAUGGUGGAUCAGCUUAGAACAUUUGCCGCAGAAGUCACACGUGUCGCACGUGAGGUCGGUACAGAAGGUCGUCUAGGAGGCCAAGCCGAGGUGACAGGUGUUGAUGGUACCUGGAAGGAGCUGACUGACAACGUCAACACCAUGGCUGCCAAUCUUACAGCACAAGUACGUGAUAUUGCUGACGUCAGUAAGGCUGUCGCUCGAGGUGAUCUGUCCAAGAAGAUUUCUGUCGAAGUCAAAGGAGAAAUGAUGGAUCUCAAGAACACGAUGAACAUCAUGGUGGAUCAGCUGCAACAGUUUGCCACUGAGGUUACUAGAGUCAGUCUCGAGGUCGGUACCGAGGGUAAACUCGGAGGACAGGCUAAGGUCGAAGGUGUUAGCGGCACUUGGAAGAACCUCACAGACAAUGUCAAUACCAUGGCUGCCAAUUUGACAACUCAAGUGCGAUCCAUCGCCAAUGUCACGACCGCUGUCGCAGCAGGUGAUUUGAGUAAGACCAUCGAUGUUGAAGCACAAGGAGAGAUCUCUGAGGUGAAGAAGACUGUCAACUCCAUGGUCGAACAACUGCGGACAUUUGCUGCCGAGGUAACUCGUGUGGCUCGUGAAGUCGGUACAGAAGGUCGUCUAGGAGGUCAGGCUGAAGUCAAAGGUGUUGAAGGUACCUGGAAGGAACUGACUGACAAUGUCAACACCAUGGCUGCUAAUUUGACCGCACAAGUACGUGAUAUUGCCGACGUCAGU